Molecule: messenger RNA, 681 nt
Organism: Seminavis robusta
Lineage: Eukaryota; Bacillariophyta; Bacillariophyceae; Naviculales; Naviculaceae
Source: the annotation of a GenBank genome assembly
AUGGACAACAAGACAAUUGACGGGGUGGACAAGAAGAAGAAGAAGAAGAAGGUUGUUAAGGUAGAAUUUGUUGCGUUCAACGAAGCCGAGGAAGAGAGGCGCUGCAAGAGAGGGGUAGCGCUGAGAACACGAAUGCGAAGAGAGAAGGAACGUCUGAAGCCUCAACUGAACAUGGCGCAGGUCACACCCCAACAUGUGUGGGCUGCUUUGGUGAAUGGAACGAAUCUCGCUGGACUGAACACGUUGGCAGCAAACAGUGCUGGUUUUCGACACGAAUUGUACGCUCUUUUUGGUUACGUGGCCGCUGUACCAAACAGCAACAUCAACAUGCAGCAGCCAAACACCCUAGGUGUUUUGAAUGCCAUGGUUGUCGCAGCUAUCCCUUUCCCGACUCUCGCGGGAAACUCAAACAUUAUGGACUGCCUUGACAUGAUUGGUGCCUUGCGAUGGGACAAAAAAGGCGGCAAUCACAAGAAGAGGGGAAAUGAUGGCGCUGGUAGUGGCGGCGGCAAAGCUCCGCGAAUGAUUGUCUAACGGGUUUGAUGUUGGAUAGCUUUGGGACAGACGGUGUUGGCUGACGACCCCGGGAGAACUAUUUGGUUGAGGAUGCUGCCUCCUGCUCAGUGAGGAGUGAUUGGACGAUGGACCGGAGGAGCAGCAGAGAGAUUAUCGGUAAUGGAG